This is a messenger RNA of Insectozyma verbasci, 4257 nucleotides long. NCBI's taxonomy places the organism in Eukaryota, Fungi, Ascomycota, Pichiomycetes, Serinales, Debaryomycetaceae. The record is from the annotation of a GenBank genome assembly.
AUGUCUGCUAAUCAUUUAAGUUUAACAGUGGGAAAUUCCAAGAAUAAUAUCUCAACUAAUAGCCAACAGUAUUUAAACAAAAAAAUUGGAAAUACAAUUACAAUAGGUAAAAAGAAGGAGCAGAUAGAACGUGAACCAGAAAACUUAUCAAAAGUACUAAGUAAUCAAGAUGAUGCGUCACGAGAUCCUGUGCAAUUGACUUUAUGGUUUCAUGAUCUACGGACAAAUCAUCAAGAUGUUAUAAUUGAUUCAAAUGCUAUCCCUGGUGGAGUUCAAAUUGGUCAAGUUUUUGAAUUACAAUCAAUUGAAGCUGGUACUUCAAGUAAAAAAUUUAUAUUCAAAGUCAAUUCAGAGAAUUUACGAGAUAAUCAAGAAGUUGAUAUUGACUCAAAAUCAAAAUUUCAAAUUUCAUUAAAUUCCACACCAUUACAAAAACUACUAGAUAUACCACCAAGAAGUCAAGUGCAAAUCAAAAAGAUUACCAAACUAGAGAGUAUUGAACUUGAUUCAGUUGAAAUUUUCAUCAAGGACGUAAAUUUAUCAAGAGAUGGUAUGUGGUGUUUUUCAAGUUCAUUAGUUGGAACAUGUGGUUAUAUAGAUCAAAGAGUAUCAUAUUUAAAUUCUAGAAUUGGUGUUAUCAAAUAUAUUUAUAAGAAUGGAAGAACAGUGUUCUCGGGUUAUAUAAGUAAAAAAACCAAGAUAAUUUAUCGAUCUGAAAGUGCUAAAUUAACUGUAUUAAUACAAUUAUCAAGAGAAAUGUGGCAUUUUGAAGAAAAUGGAGAAAUAAUUUUUCAUAAAUUAGUUAAUAAUUUAUUCCCCAAAAUUUUUAGAAGAUGGAGAGAUAAAGGUACUCAUCAUGCAAUAACAAUUGUACUAUUUACAAGUAUAGAUUUAACUGAUAUACCUUGGAUUACUUUAGCAGCUGGUGAAAGACCUCCCAAAAGAAAAGAUUAUUAUAGAGUUGUUGUUGAUCAAGUCAAUAUCAUGCAUUGGGAUAGAAUAAUGGCAAAUUUAAGAUUAGAAUUCGCAAAUUUUAAAAGAGACAUAAUGCUAAAUCCUGAUUCAGAUUCAAAAUUUGUAAUGCAAGGUCAAUCAUUACCUUCAAUAAAGGGAAAUAAUCUUGAAGCAAUAAAUGUAGGCCUAGCAUUAUUAAAUGAUAGAUUUAGAAAUACAGAUUUGAAACAUUCAUUGAGUCAUUUUAUGUUAAUUACACCAGGUACUGGUUUAUACGAUGUAGAUUAUGAUUUAUUAUUAGAAACUAGUAAAAAAAUCUCAAGUAUUGAUACUAGUGUGGAUAUAAUUUGUUUAAGUCAACCACCAUUACAUGUCACUCCAUUAUUUAGAUUUAUUAGAGAGGGUAAAGUUUGUCAUUGUGUACCUAAUUGGUGUGAUAUAUCAUUUUAUAAAGAACAUUCCACAGGUAAUGCUAUUGACAAUCAAUGGAUACCCAGAUGUAAAAUUUAUGAAUUGCAAAUGAUGGGAGUUAUGGAGAAUGAAGUUAAUGAUGUAAAAAUUUCAAGAUUUCUUAAUCCAAAAUCUGAAAAGGCAUAUUUAGAAAUUAUGGAUAGUUACGAUGAAAAUGUUUUUAAACCUGUAAAAAGAAAUAAGGUAGAUAAUAUCUCAUUUGAUAUUAAAGUUGACGAACCUAAAUUCAAGGCUCCAUUAGUCAAAGAUGCAACUGCAACAUUAUCGUUAAUUUUAAAUAAGAGGACUGUAUUACCACCUGACAGUUCUGCAACCACUUCAUCAGCUAUUGGUACUGUUACUAAUGCUGGAAUUGAAACGUCAGCAUUAUCAUCUUUAUACAAUAUAAAUAAAAAUAGUGAGGAUAAAAGAUCAACUACUCAUAUUGCUACAUCAUCAAUUGAAACUUAUAGGAAAGGUGCUGGCUCACCUCGUAUAAUCAAAGGAGAAACCUUAUUCACAAAGAAAGAAUCACCUAAACAAAGCUCAAAAAUUGUAUCACCAUUACCACUUCGCUCAUACCCACUUGAAGAAAAACUACCACGUAACAAUUCAAAAAAGAAAUCAUCAUUAGUAAGUGAGCCUGAAGUUGAACCUGAAACUACUUUGUUUUGGACUGAAGUUGCAAAUCCAUCCAGAGAAUUAAGUAACAAUGUGCUACAAAUGGUUUCAAGAUGGAGUAAUCUAUUCCCGGAUAAAGUUCAAAGACGAAAUAUCAUCAAAUGGAGAUCAUUUCAAGCACCAGCUGCAUUACCUAUCACAACAGGAUUGUUUCCUAGUUAUUCACAAUUAGAAAGAGAUUAUACUUUUCAAAAUUAUACAGUGUCAUUAAGUUGGGAAAAUUAUUAUGAAUUAAAAACAACAACUGAUUUAAUGAGAGAAAUGAUUCAAUUAAGAUUAAUGUUGGGUUUUCAAAUUUGUUAUGGAGAAAAAGUUAAACGAGCAGAAGCUGAUAGAAAACCAUUUGGUAAUGUUGAAAGUUUAAUUAAAUAUUUCCCAAGUAAUGCACUUGGUUCAACAAUAUAUUUAACAUUAGAUGAUGAGAUUCAUAGAAUAUUUUGUGAUUACAAUGGUAAUGUCAGUGUUCAAUUAUAUAGAAGAAGUGCAAAAGAAGAUUUAUUCAAAAUUACCUUGGGACAAAAUAAAAUCAAACCAUAUUUCCCAUUGAUUAGAACAAGAUACGCUGAUGAAUAUACUCCUGCUCAAGUUGAUGCCAUUGCAUCUCAACCACAAAAGUAUAAUUGGAAUCAAUUUGAUCAAGUAUUAGCUGGAUUUGAUGAUGCAAUGCCAGAAGAUAAAAAGGAGUUUCAUAAAAUGAAGUUUGUUAUAAUGCCAGCAAAUAUUCCCAAAAAUGCAUAUUUUUUAACUAAUGAAAAUUUAACACCAGAAGAAAUUAGACUUGAAGGAUUAAGUAAAUUAAUUACAGUUAUAAAACGAGGUAAAUAUGGAUUAGAUAAAAAAAGAGCAAGCAAAGAUUAUGAUGAACGAUCAGAAUUAUUAUUCUAUACAGGGAAUUUAUAUGAUUUUUUAACUGAAGAAGCUCAAAAUUAUGAUAUUACUGGUACACACCCAAAAUUAAUGAUUUCUGAAAAUAUGAGAUUAAAUAAAUCUAUUAAAUUACCAGAUUUGAUUACUGAAUUGACUAAUGAACAAACAGGUUUAAAUUUAAUGGAUAGAACUUGGCAUUUCAAAAGGCAUUUACAAUGUUUUAUUGGUGGAGAAUUCACAUCAUGGUUGGUUGAUAAUUUUGAAGAUAUUGAUACAAGAGAAGAAGGUGCCACUUAUGCUCAAAAUUUAAUGAAUAGAGGUUUAUUUAGACAUGUUGAAUCAAGACAUGCCUUUAUUGAUGGUCAUUACUUUUAUGAAUUUUGCGAAGAAUAUUAUAAAGCUCAAAGUAGAUGGUUUAGUAAGAAAGAAGGAUCAACGACUCCGAAAUCUAAUGCAUCACCAAAAGUUCAAGAUAUUCCAGAGCUCCCCAAAAUUACAUCAUCAAUGAACUUACCUUCUGAAGUAUCCUCAAUGUCUGAUUCAUUAGGUAAAAAAAGAAAGAAAUUUGUUCUUAGUAAAGCCAUUAAAUUUGAUGUUGAUCCAUUGAAAAAAUCUUAUAGACCAGAAUUAAUGACUGUUCAUUAUGAUAGAGUUCAUAAUCCUGAGCAUUGUUACCAUAUACGAUUACAAUGGUUAAAUACAACAAAUAGAUUUAUUGAGGAUGCAAUUACUGCAUGGUCAAGAUUAUGUGAAAGACAUGGUUUAAAAUUAGUUGAAACUCCAUGGAAAGAAUUAUGUAUGAUUCCAAAAUUGAGUCCAUUUCAUUCAUUUGUUGAAAUGAAACUUUCGUUAAGUCCAUGGUUAGAUGAAGAAUUUGUUGAUGAUAAAAUUUUAUCAUCAAAUAAAUAUUAUUAUCAUUUAUAUUUACUUAAAAAAUUGGAAUAUUUACUUGAUAAUAGAUCAACUUCAUUUUUUUCAAAAGAAAACAUUGAUAUUUCAUAUUCUUGGGGUAAACCAUCUUUUCAAUAUGCACAGUUUAUUCAUAAAACUGGUUAUUAUAUAGUUGAAUUACGAGAUAAUGGUGAUUUUUUUAUGGCUCCAAAUAAUAUGCAUGUUACAAGAUUAUGUUCAAAUUUAUCAGCUGGAUCUUCUGAUUAUGAAUCUAAUUCGAAUGCUAUACAUGUUGAUUCACAACAAAUAAUGUUAAAUUUUAGUUUGGCAUGUAAAAAUCCUGAAUUCUUAAGAGAUAUCUAUAAAGAAGCAAAAUCAUUAUGGAGAGAAGAAUAUUUUUCACAAAUUAUUUAA